Molecule: messenger RNA, 1771 nt
Organism: Vanrija pseudolonga
Lineage: Eukaryota; Fungi; Basidiomycota; Tremellomycetes; Trichosporonales; Trichosporonaceae
Exons: 5
Coding region: 32-1771 (579 amino acids)
Biological process (GO): actin filament polymerization
Cellular component (GO): actin filament
Source: RefSeq, a predicted model, not a curated record
CACACAUUCGACACACACGAAGAUACCAAAAAUGGCCGAAGUACAGGCCUUUGACGAGCUGCUCGACAAGACGGUGCGCGCGCCGCGCCUGUCGGGCACAAAAGUCAAGGAGAUCCUCGCGCUCACCGAGACCAAGCUCGUCGCACACGACCACCAUAUCGUGACGGCGCUGCUGCGUCUCAACGGGUCGCUGGCGCCAGCGAGCACUCAGCGCAUCUCGAGCCUGUACGUGUUUGACGCGAUCGCUAGACAGGCCAAGGCGGCCGUCAGCCGUGGCGUCGGGCGGGCAGUGUCGACCGAGCGCGGUCAGGGGACGCAGGCGGGCCUCCUCGCCAAGCUCGAGGGGGUCGUCACGUCCUUUAUCGAGGGCAUGGUCGACGACGGCAAGGGCGGCGUGUGGUCCGAGGGAAGGGACAAGACACGCAAGAUUAUCGAAAUUUGGCGCAAGGGCAGCACGUUCCCCGACGAGUGUGUCAACAGCCUCGCGGCUAUCAUUGCCUCGGCGUCGACACCGUCGGCGACGACGCCAACGGCCGAGGGAGGAUCGAAUUCAGCUACGCGUUCCACUACCCCGCCGUUUGCGCCCCCGCCGCACCUGUUGGCCAAGUACGGCCGCGCGGGCGCCGGCUCGCCGGCCAAGGCGGCCAGCCCUGCCCCUGCGCCCGCGGCGGCCCCGGGUCAGCUGCCGCCCGAGAUCAUGGCGCUCCUGGGUGUCAAGAGUGCCGACCAGAAGGCUGCCGAGGCGAAGGCCGAGACCAACUCGGCGCUUGACGCCGUGCUCGCCGGCGUUCGUAGCGGAGCAGCAUCAGCACCACCACCAGCAGCGGCCCCCGCCCCAGCAUCCGCCCCCACACUCGACUUGACGGCCCUCGCAAACCUCAAGAACUUGAGCGGGCUGAACCUCCCCGCGCCGGUGCCGCAGCAGCAGCAGCAGUCAGACCGCUCGCGUGCCGGGCCGUCCGAGCGGCGCCCAAGCGCACAGGGACGUGCGCGCAGUCGCAGCCCAGACUGGCGGCGGGGGGAGCGUGGUGAUGGCCGCGACGGUCGCGGAGAGUAUCGCGAGCGGGGUUAUGACCAGCGCGAGCGGUCGCCACCACGGCGUGACUUUGACCGGCGGGACGGGCGCGACUACGACCGGCGCGGGGACAGCGGACGCGACUAUGACCGCGAUAGGCGGGACCACCGCGAGCGGUCGCCGCCCCGGCGCGACUUUGACCGCGCACCGCCACCACCAGCUGCGCGCGCUGCCGGUCUGCCGCCCAAGCCCGCACCGUCGGGCCUUCCCCCACGCCCAAGUGGCCCGCCACCGCCCCCCUCGGCGGCGAGCACGAGUCACUACGCGCUGCCGGCAAGUCUGCCGUCGCGGCCCGUCGCGGCGGGGUCGCAGGCGCAGUCUCACGCGCCACCACCACACCAGCAGCAGCAGCAGCAGCAGCAUCACCAACCACAGCAACAGCAGAACCACCACUCCCAGCCCCAGCCCCAGCAGCAGCAGCAGCAGCAGGCGCCAGCGGCACAAAACACGCUCGCAACAUUCGACCUGGCCUCCUUCGACCCUACGUCGCCCGACUCGUGGUCCGCGCUCGCGGCAGCGUGGCAGGCGUCGACAGGCCGCCCGGCCAACCAGCUCGAGCUGAUGCAUUUCCUCAGCACUGGCGGAAACAUGGGCGGCAUGAUGGGCGGCGGCGGCGGCGGCGGUAUGGGCGGCGGGAUGGGCAUGGGCAUGGGCGGCGGCGGCGGCAUGAGCGGCGGGAUGGGCAAUGGGUUCUGA